This is a messenger RNA of Brienomyrus brachyistius, 4622 nucleotides long. RefSeq names its product anoctamin-4-like. Gene Ontology annotation, biological process: chloride transmembrane transport. The transcript has 30 exons. NCBI's taxonomy places the organism in Eukaryota, Metazoa, Chordata, Actinopteri, Osteoglossiformes, Mormyridae. Gene Ontology annotation, cellular component: plasma membrane. The record is from RefSeq and is a predicted model, not a curated record. Gene Ontology annotation, molecular function: protein dimerization activity; chloride channel activity. The coding region runs from base 174 to 3665 and encodes 1163 amino acids.
GUUACAGUGUCGCAGGGUUUUGGGAAAACACAUCCGUCUGAAGCCGGUUUCCCGGGAAACUGCUGACACAUGCAGGACGGCUGAACACGCCAGACUGGAUAGCACAAGGACACGGGUACAGGGUGAUCCCCAGCGUUGUACCUGUGACCUCGAAUAAGAUAAGUAGGUGAAGGAUGGAUCUACUUAAUCCCCAGGGAAUUUAUGCAGGCUGUGCGUUGAGGAUGUGGAAGUAUGUUUGCUCCGGGACAGAAGAGAAUUUAAUCUGCCAUAGUCCGACCAUGAAGAUCCAUCCGGUCAUCUGCAGCAGCACGGGCGACCAGAGAGGCUGCAAAAGUCGGGACUGCGAGACCGACCAGGAAAACCCUCACAGUGCUCAGUCAUCGGGGGAAAUUACAAGGGUUAGUGGGAGCAGCCCUACAGCCGGAGGGAAGAAAGUGUGCGCCGGAGCCGCGCAAGACUGCGAGCCCAGCAGCGGCAGUAACAACCCCUCAACUGGAACCAGUUAUUACAGCUGCGUCAGUCAAAUCACUUUUGGAUUUGAGCCGGGGGGGCAGGUCGCCAUCGGCAUCUCUCGGUGGAAGAAUGGAGCCCCUUUUGACGGCCUGUCGCUGCCCAGCCCCGAUGCGGUGUUCUCGGAGGCCGACGCCUGCCCGCCCCAGGGGGGGCAUUUCGACCCCGUGUCCUGCCCCGCAUCCCUGUCCAUCACCCCAGUGCCUUCCUACAGCAGCCAGGAAACGAUCAGCGACUGCAGCACAGGCAUAAGCGUGUCUCUACAUGGGGCUGACCUCCAGUGGCGGAACAGCCAAAGACGAAGUGCUCCGCAUCCCCUCCCUCAGGGCUGUGUGGCAGUGGUGAGGAACUUCUCCCUGCCUCCCGUCAGGAAGCCCGUAGCCAUGGAUUCCUCUUCUUCCGGGGAUCUUCCCUCCAGAGCUGCCGCUCAGUCGGAGGAAGCCCCACCCAAUGCAGGUACGGUUGUGAACGUCUUACUGGGCAGAUCGGAGGAGCUGCAUGACCUGCCCAAAGACGAUGACUCGCUGCUGAACCCGGGCAGUCAGACCCAGAGCUCGGAGGGGCCCAGCCAGCAGGACCUGACCACAGAGGCGGGAAGGAGCAAAUCCAGCGGCCUGUGCUUCAGCGACGGGAAGUGCCGGAUCGACUACAUCCUGGUCUACCGGAAGUCCAAUCCACAGUCGGAGAAGAGGGAAGUGUUCGAGAGGAAUAUUCGGGCCGAAGGCAUCCAGAUGGAAAAGGAGUCUUCCAUCACCAACAACGACGUGAUCUUCGUUAAGCUGCACGCGACGUGGGAAGUGCUCUGCCGCUACGCUGAGCUGAUGAACAUCCGCAUGCCCUUCAGGAGAAAAAUAUACUACCUUCACCGUCGAUACAAGUUCAUGAGCAGGAUGGAGAAGCGAAUAAACAAGUUUCGUGGAUGGCUACCUCGCAAACCCAUGAAGUUCGACAGCGACACUCUACCCGACCUGGAGGAGAACGAUAGUUUCACAGCCCCCUUCAGUCAACAGCGAAUACACCAUUUUAUCAUCCACAACAAAGACACCUUCUUCAGCAACGCCACAAGGAGCCGAAUCGUCCACCACAUCCUGCAGAGGGUGAAAUACGAGGAGGGCAAAAAUAAAAUUGGACUCAACCGCCUCUUGAGCAAUAAUUCCUACGAGGCAGCGUUUCCCCUGCACGAGGGAAGCUACAGGAGUAAAAACUCCAUUCGGACCCAUGGGGCAGACAACCAGCGACACCUCCUGUAUGAGUGCUGGGCGUGGUGGGGAGUCUGGUACAAGUACCAGCCGCUGGAUCUCAUACGGAGAUACUUUGGGGAGAAGAUCGGUCUCUACUUCGCAUGGCUGGGCUGGUACACGGGCAUGCUCUUUCCGGCAGCCAUGGUGGGGUUGCUGGUCUUCCUCUAUGGAGUCUUCACACUGGAGCAUUGCCAAGUCAGUAAAGAAGUCUGUCAAGCAACAUCAAUUAUAAUGUGUCCCCUUUGCGACAAGUACUGCCCCUACAUGCGACUGUCUGACAGCUGCGUCUACGCAAAGGUAACUCAUCUGUUUGAUAAUGGGGGAACCGUGUUCUUCGCCGUGUUUAUGGCGGUUUGGGCAACAGUAUUCCUGGAGUUCUGGAAGAGGAGGCGAGCAGUCCUCGCUUACGACUGGGACCUAAUCGAUUGGGAAGAGGAGGAGGAAGAAAUCCGACCGCAGUUCGAGGCCAAAUACUCGAAGAAGGAGAGGAUGAACCCGAUAUCGGGGAAGCCGGAGCCUUACCAAGCCUUCACAGACAAGUGCAGCCGCUUGGUGGUGUCGGCAUCAGGGAUCUUCUUCAUGAUCCUGGUGGUCAUCGCAGCCGUGUUCGGCAUCGUCAUCUACCGGGUGGUGACCGUCAGCACGUUCGCCGCCUUCGAUUGGGCACUAAUCAGGAAUAACUCUCAGGUUGCAACUACCGGGACGGCGGUGUGCAUUAACUUCUGCAUCAUAAUGCUGCUCAACGUGGUGUAUGAAAAGGUUGCUCUUCUCCUGACAAAUUUAGAACAGCCCAGGACGGAGUCAGAAUGGGAGAACAGCUUCACGCUGAAGAUGUUCCUGUUUCAGUUCGUCAAUCUGAACAGCUCCACCUUCUACAUCGCCUUCUUCCUCGGGAGAUUCACCGGCCGCCCAGGUGCAUACCUGCGACUCAUCAACAGGUGGAAGCUGGAGGAGUGUCACCCAAGCGGAUGCCUGAUUGACCUGUGUAUGCAGAUGGGUAUUAUCAUGGUGCUCAAGCAGACCUGGAACAACUUCAUGGAGCUGGGCUACCCGCUCAUACAGAACUGGUGGACGCGGCGGAGGCUGCGUAAGGAGCACGGCCGGAAGGUGAAGGCCAGCUUCCCACAGUGGGAGAAGGACUACAACCUUCAGCCCAUGAAUGCUUACGGGCUCUUUGAUGAAUACCUAGAGAUGAUCCUACAGUUUGGCUUCACUACAAUAUUUGUGGCUGCUUUCCCAUUGGCUCCUCUGUUGGCCUUAUUGAACAACAUCAUUGAAAUUCGCCUGGACGCCUACAAAUUUGUAACACAAUGGAGACGACCUCUACCCUCGCAAGCAAAGGACAUAGGCAUCUGGUAUGGCAUCCUGGAAGGCAUUGGCAUCCUCUCCGUCAUCACCAACGCCUUUGUCAUUGCUGUGACAUCUGACUUCAUCCCCCGAUUGGUUUAUGCCUAUAAGUAUGGCCCUUGUGCUGGACAGGGCCGGGCCGGGGAAAUGUGCAUGGUGGGAUAUGUCAAUGCCAGUUUGUCAAUAUUCCUCGUUACGGACUUCGAAAACCGAUCAGAGCCCCGGUCGGAUGGAUCGGAUUUAUAUGGAUCCCCGGUGAGGUAUUGCAGGUAUCGGGAUUACCGCGCUUCGCCGGACUCCGAGGAGCCCUACGCCUACACACUUCAGUUCUGGCAUGUUCUCGCGGCGCGGCUAGCCUUCAUCAUCGUGUUCGAGCACCUGGUUUUUACCAUUAAAAACCUGAUUGCCUACCUGAUCCCAGACCUUCCGAAGGACCUGCGCGACCGCAUGCGGCGUGAGAAGUACCUGAUCCAGGAGAUGAUGUAUGAAGCUGAGCUAGAAAGGCUUCAAAAGGAGAAGAACGAGAAGAAGAGGCACGACAGGUCCCACCACAAAGAGUGGCCCUGAAACUGACCUGGGAUCAGUACGGUGGUCCUGUGGAAGAUUCCAGCGAAACUACGGAACCCAGAUUUCAGUUAGCACUGAACGUACCCAUGACCGAAUCAUACGAGUAAUUAAUGGUGCACACCGAUAUUUUGACCUCAAGGGUACAGAACAGCGUCUUGGAGUUGGUUCAAUGUGGAUCACCAUGGUUAGGCUACGUUAACAACUAAGUUAGUUGUGAACUCCAGUUAUCAGGCUUAACCGGCCUUCCCUUUCUGAUUUAGUACUUGUGGAUCUGUAGUCUCGGAUCUGAUAGAAGUACACUUUAGGGUUUGCAGGUGAUACUGUAGCGCUGGGACUUAUUAUGCCCCCUGCUGGAGCUGUCUGGAAAUGGACAUAACAAUAAAGAAGCUGCAUGAGGCAUUCCUCAGCCAUGCGGGGGUCCUGGGAGUCGGUGUGUGUACAUACACUAACACGUCAAGCAUGGCUCUCUCAAACGUAACGUUGUGCUCCCAUUUCUCUUUUAGGAAAGUUAUGUGUCGAAGAACAUUUGACAAUAGUUUGCUACUCUUUUUUGCAGAAGUUUGCGUUGUCCACUGUUUUACAUCCUCAACAAAACUGAAUGUAAAUAGAAUAUUGGGGACUUUUACAGUUUGUGGUCUGUUGCAAAUCCAACCACGUUGUCUUCUGUUCUCUUUGAGUUAUAUAAAAAAAAAACAACCUGUUUACAAUGCAACCAAAUCUUGAUUUUAACAUCUUAUGAAUAAGUUGAGAAAUGAUGACAUAUCGCUUUACUGUAAAUAUGGGAAUAUUCAGUUUUUGGCCUAAGGCCGUGUUUACUGCUUGUAUAGUGUGAUGCAAUAAGACAUUAAAAACGUAUAUGUCUGGACUCUUAGAGUUGGGUCCAGACUACUCGCAUCUUCGAUACCUCUCAUGAACCAUGGAAAUGAUUAUAAUAAUAAAAAGGAUUUAUUACCAGCC